AUGGCCCCAAUCAUCCACUGCGUCCGCCACGCCCAGGGCGUGCACAACCUCUGCACCGAGAACCACGUUAUCCCCGACCCUCUCCUCACAGACCUCGGCCAUGAGCAGUGCAAAAAGCUGCGCGACAGCUUCCCGCGCCACGCCGACAUCGACUUGGUGACCGCCUCGCCGCUCCGUCGCACCAUCUACACAGCGCUGGAAAGCUUCGAGCCUGUCUUCCAAGCCAGGCCGGACCUAAAGAUUAUCGCCCUCCCUGAUAUCCAGGAGACAUCGGAUGUUCCGUGCGACACUGGCAGCGAGCCCGAGGCGUUAAAGUGCGAGUUCAAGAGUGGCGUGGAUCUGACUCUUGUGCAGAAGGGGUGGAAUAACAAGCAAUCCGGUCGCUAUGAACCAACCAACAGAGCACUGAAGGAGCGCGCCCGCGCAGCCCGCCGCUGGUUGAAAGCCCGUCCGGAGAAGGAGAUCGUGAUGGUCACGCACGGCGGAUUCCUGCACUAUUUCACCGAAGACUGGGAAGACAGCAGCCAGUUCCAGGGAACCGGUUGGAUCAACACCGAGUACAGAACCUUUACUUUCACCGAGGAAGUGCACACCACCGACCUCGACGGAAACCCGCUAGACGGCGACAAUGCUUCCAUUGAGGAGACACUCGACUCUCGGGAACGUCGUGGUAAGAAGGGCCCCAUGCACAGCCGUGAAGAGCAGAGGAACCUGUAUAAGCUUGGUACCCAGGGCUGGGAUGACCAGGGAUUGCAGAUGAGCACGGCUGAGCGUGAGGCGGCCAAGGUUGGCGGGGGACCUACAUUGACUGAGUACUAUCUCUUCCUAUUGUUAUAUGCUGAUGCUAAGAGCCACUUAGGGCCAUCACCAAACAGGAGCUACCUCAUACUAGGCUCAGACGGCGAACAUUAUAACCCAUUUUGUGCUACACAUGACAAAAUAUUUUCCAAUACUGACGAUUUGGCAGCUAUUAACCAUAUCUCCUGGCUAAGUCUUUUUAUAUUUCUCCCUCCCCAAAAGUAUGCAUUUGGAGCUAACUGCGAGUGUCCACCGAGAUAUUUUGACCCCGGCCCACCCUCUAUCUCUCUUCGAUUCAGCUAA
Penicillium arizonense is the source of this 1101-nucleotide messenger RNA. RefSeq lists its product as uncharacterized. The record is from RefSeq and is a predicted model, not a curated record. Bases 1 to 1101 code for a protein of 366 amino acids. Gene Ontology annotation, molecular function: phosphatase activity. Gene Ontology annotation, cellular component: cytoplasm. Lineage: Eukaryota; Fungi; Ascomycota; Eurotiomycetes; Eurotiales; Aspergillaceae. The transcript is spliced from 8 exons.